Prunus persica (peach) is the source of this 1335-nucleotide messenger RNA. Its product is annotated as RNA-binding protein 39. Bases 1 to 1101 code for a protein of 366 amino acids. Gene Ontology annotation, cellular component: nucleus. NCBI's taxonomy places the organism in Eukaryota, Viridiplantae, Streptophyta, Magnoliopsida, Rosales, Rosaceae. Gene Ontology annotation, molecular function: RNA binding. The transcript is spliced from 11 exons. Gene Ontology annotation, biological process: mRNA processing. The record is from RefSeq and is a predicted model, not a curated record.
AUGUUGAUUUGUCUGAAGGCAGAUGAAAGAGAUGUAUACGAGUUCUUCUCAAGGGCUGGCAAGGUCCGUGAUGUACGCCUCAUUAUGGAUCGCAAUUCAAGACGUUCUAAGGGAGUUGGGUAUAUUGAGUUUUAUGAUGCAAUGUCGGUACCAAUGGCGAUUGCACUUUCUGGUCAGCCUCUUCUUGGUCAACCAGUGAUGGUGAAGCCAUCAGAGGCUGAGAAGAAUCUGGUUCAAUCAACAUCUGUGGUUAGCGGACCAGGUGGGAUGAUAGGCCCAUAUUCUGGCGGAGCUAGAAAGCUGUAUGUGGGAAAUCUCCAUACCAAUAUAAAAGAAGACGAUCUCCUCCAGGUUUUUGGAGCAUUUGGUCCUGUAGAACUGGUUCAGUUAGCUGUUGACGAAACUAACAACUGCAAAGGUUUUGGAUUUGUGCAGUUCUCACGUCUUGAAGAUGCUAGAAAUGCACUGAGUUUGAAUGGAAAAUUGGAGAUUGCAGGUCGACUAAUUAAGGUGUCAGCUGUUACAGACCAAGCUGGAAUGCAAGGUCUUGGAGCAAAUGCUGGUGAUUUUGAUGACGAUGAAGGUGGUGGCUUGUCAUUGAAUGCCCGCUCUCGGGCAAUUCUCAUGCAGAAAUUGGAUCGCAGUGGCUCUGGAUCAGGUAUUGCUGGUCCCCUAGGCACUCCGGCUGUCAAUAGCACCGGUGUUUCUUUACCAAUGGCACUACCGACGGCACCACUCCUGGGAGCUGCAGCAGUGAUUUCUCCUCUUGUUCCUCCCAUCACCGCUGUUCCUGGUAUCGCUGGACUUGGUGUUGCUGGUCUUCAAAUUCCUACUUCUGCUCUUCCUUCUAUAGAUACAAUUGGUGUUCCAAGCGAAUGUUUACUGUUGAAAAAUAUGUUUAAUCCAGCAGUUGAGACGGAACCAAACUUUGACUUGGACAUUAAAGAAGAUGUUCAGGAGGAGUGUUCAAAAUACAGGAAUUUGAGGCAUAUCUUUGUAGACAAGAAUACCGCUGGUCAUGUGUACUUGCGAUUCGAGAACACACAAGCUGCGAUAAAUGCUCGGCAUGUUCUCCAUGGAAUAACCCAGAGUUUAUUUUGAUUUGCCUCCACAGUCAAAACAGACAGCUUAUCUGUUUUGAGCACAAGAAGAAGAAGAGAAGGGAAGGGAAGUCAAACCCAGACACAUUCUGCUGCUGUCAGUAUUGAUGACCGCCAAUUAUCAUUCGUCAUCUUCAGCUCAAAUUGGGUUUUGCCAGAACUUGAAAAAAUUCAAAGCAAUUUCUUGUACGCAUUAACCUUCAAAUUUAAAUAACCGUUGUGCUAUGUACUUGUU